UCUCUCUCUCUCUCUCUCCCCGGACUGCUAGAUGCGGCGGGGUUUCUCUUAACUUUGCAUCAGCGCCCCCCCCUUCCAAACAACAGAUCCGCUGGAUCAAAGGACGACCCCCCCCGCACGAGCCCUGCAUUUGCUUAUUAACUGCAAAGGGGGCAGGGGCCGAGGCGGCCGGGACAGACGGACGGACGGUGGAGAAGCCGAGAUGCAACUGACCAGGGUUCCCCUCUGCCUCGUACUGCUUAGCCAGCUCUUCCCUGGCAAGGUUUCAGCCCGCCAAGGCUGCAAGAGCGGACGCUUCACCUCCCUUGGGGACUGCUGUGACCCUUGCCCCCCGGGCUAUGGGGUGGCCGUCCCGUGUGGCAGCUCCAACACGGUGUGCGAGCCCUGCAGAGAGAAUGGGACAUUCUCCUCCAGCAGCAGCGCCACGGAGCCAUGCCAGCCGUGCUCACGGUGCCCGGUGGCAGAGGCGUGCACCCCCACCCGCGACACUGUGUGCGCCCCCCAGUGCCCCCCCGGCCACUACCUGCACGCGGAAAACGGGACCAGCAGCCGGUGCUUGCCUUGCCAAGUGUGCGGGCCGGGCUACGGGGCAGCGACGCCGUGCGGGCCUACGAACAACACCAUCUGCCAAAAAUGCCCGGAGGGCUUUUACUCGGAGGAGAAGAGCGACUCGGCGCCGUGCCUGCCCUGCCGGCUGGAGUGCCACAAGGACGAGGUGAUGAUCCGGGCCUGCAGCCCCGUGUCGGACACGCUGUGCAUGGACAGAGAGCUGCAGAUCCUGAAGCGCACGGAUGGGGACCCCCGCAAGGAGCACCCCAAGAAGCCUCCGCUGUCUGAGUCAGAGGGCAGCGCCUCCCCCAAUAACUCCUCUGAGUUCCUCCCGCCGCUGCCAGACAACAGCAAGAACAUCAUCCCCGUCUACUGCUCUAUCCUGGCCGCAGUGGUGGUGGGGCUCCUGGCCUACGUGGCUUUCAAAUGCUGGAACACCUGCAAGCAGAAGCAACAGCUGGCCAAAGCCAGGGCUGGGGAGCUGGGGGCCUCCCCCGAGGGCGAAAAGCUGCACAGCGACAGUGGCGUCUUCCUCGACACGCACAGCCUGCAGGAGCACCACCCACUCAGCAAGGCGCACAGGGCCGAGCCCCGGCUGUACAGCGCCCUGCCACCCCACAAGCAGGAGGAGGUGGAGCAGCUGCUGGAGAGCUCCAGCCACGGCAAGGACUGGCGCUGCCUGGCCAGCCAGCUGGGCUACGAGGAAGAGGCCAUCGACACCUUCAGCCGGGGCGAAGCCCCCGCCCACACCCUCCUCUCCGACUGGGCCGCCAAAGAGGGGGCCACGCUGGAGGCCCUGUGCGCAGCCCUGGCCGGCAUCGAGCGGCCGGACGUGGUGGAGAACUUGACCGGCCCAGCUGAGGCCAGCUCGGUGGUGUAAUGGCACGGGCAAGCCAGCAGGGGGUCGCGCACCCCGCGAGAACGGGACUCGCUAGGAGUUUUAAAUGGCAACAAAAAAAGAAAAGGGGGGAGGGGAACAAAUUUUGUGAAUGAUAAGGGAACUUAAAAAAAAAAAA
Messenger RNA from Trachemys scripta elegans, 1565 nucleotides. RefSeq names its product tumor necrosis factor receptor superfamily member 16-like. Gene Ontology annotation, molecular function: coreceptor activity; nerve growth factor binding; death receptor activity. NCBI's taxonomy places the organism in Eukaryota, Metazoa, Chordata, Testudines, Emydidae. The record is from RefSeq and is a predicted model, not a curated record. Gene Ontology annotation, cellular component: cell surface; plasma membrane. The transcript is spliced from 6 exons. Gene Ontology annotation, biological process: Rho protein signal transduction. The coding region runs from base 203 to 1429 and encodes 408 amino acids.